GAUGAACCGUCGCGAAACAAAGCGAUCUCGCGUUCUGUCAAGGUGAAGUCCACUUAAUCAGCGGUGGUCUCCUCGCGUCAGUACAUCCGUACUGGGAGUGAAGAUCGGAGGCAAAAAUGGCAAAUCUGCUGCUGAAGCUGGCGAUUCUUUGUGUGCUACUUGGCUUAAACACGAUUUCGUCGCAAGAAACGGGUCCAUGUUUGACGGCUGGUGCCAAACCCGGAAGAUGCGUCGAUAUCGAUCUUUGUCCAUUUUUACGAGAUUUGGCCCAAGCUGCAGUGCUCUCGAAACAGGAACAGCUGUUACUGAAGAAAAGAAUUUGUGGAGAACGAAAGGUUUGCUGUGAGGAACCUUCCAGCGUAACUUCCGAACCACCAAUAACUCCUGCCAGUAUGACUAGAAAGCCAAUCGUUACAAGUCCUCCAACUAGGACUCCCACUCCUACUCCUGGCAGGAAAAUGGCCCUCCCUGGAACGAGCAUCUGUGGACUUGAUACCGUAGGUGAGAAAAUUUUCGCUGGUGAAAGAACCGAACUGGAUCAGUUCCCAUGGGCAGUUGCCCUUGAGUACCGAACUGAGGAUCCAGCUGCUGUAAAAUGUGGAGGUUCCCUGAUCAACACGCGUUACGUCAUUACCGCUGCUCACUGCGUGAAACAUGUUCAAAAAGAAGACAUAAUCGCUCGGCUUGGUGAAUGGAACUUGGAAGCUAACCCGGAUUGUGACGAUUACAAUAAUUGUAAUCCGGAAGUUAUUUACGCAGAGAUUGCAGAAAUCAAAGUACACCCACAAUACCGACAAAGGCAGAACGAUAUUGCAUUGUUGAAAUUGAAAAAAUCUCUCAACAAGGAUUACUAUGUCCACAUCCGACCUAUUUGUCUUCCCGAAUCGGCAGAUCUCAUGCAGAAUUUGUUCAUCCAUCAAAAUGUGUCCGUUGUUGGGUGGGGCGGCACAGAAAUAGAGCCCCGCAGUCAAUUCAAGAUGUACACCAGUCUGGUGACGAUCAGCGUGAACGAAUGCCAGGCCGAGCUGCAGCAAACUUUGACCAAGCCAAAGCUGUACGCAAAUCACAUCUGUGCCAAAUCGGCGACCGGAUUUGCACGGGACGCUUGCGGAGGCGAUUCCGGAGGACCCAUGAUGGCUUCGGUGCACGGAUCCUGGUACCUGAUUGGGGUCGUUGGCUUUGGACCUCCGUGCGGGAAAACGCUGCUGCCGGGAGUGUACGCAAGGGUGACCAGCUACAUGGAUUGGAUCGAGGAUAAUCUAGUAGAUUGAAGAACUUGUUUGGUGGUUGUUCAUGUUAUUCGAGCAACUAACAGCUAGGAGUAGUUACUCACUAAACAAAUAAAUUCCUAUUCCGACCAACCAGA
Molecule: messenger RNA, 1366 nt
Organism: Culex quinquefasciatus (southern house mosquito)
Lineage: Eukaryota; Metazoa; Arthropoda; Insecta; Diptera; Culicidae
Product: melanization protease 1
Exons: 5
Coding region: 117-1271 (384 amino acids)
Biological process (GO): proteolysis
Molecular function (GO): serine-type endopeptidase activity
Source: RefSeq, a predicted model, not a curated record